AUGGAAUACAGCAACACAACCUAUGUGACAGAAUUCAUCCUUUUGGCUUUCUCCGAGUUUCACCAGUAUCAGAUUUUACUUUUUACUAUUAUCUUAUUUACAUACAUUGUUUGUAUUGCUGGAAAUAUGACUAUCAUUGUGCUGGUCAUAGUGAACCAGUCUCUCCAUGUGCCCAUGUAUUAUUUUAUUAGCGUAUUUUCAGCUGAAGAAAUGUUGCUUGUAACUGUUGUAUUUCCAAAGAUGUUAUCCAACCUGAUGGCAGAUGAUCAGAAAAUAUCUUUUGCAGGUUGUUUUGUACAGGUAUAUUCAUAUCUUACUUUGGCACAAGUGGAAAGUGUUUGCAUCAUGAUAAUGGCCUACGAUAGGCACUUGGCCAUUAACAAGCCAUUGCAUUAUAUAAUUAUUAUGAGUCGGACCCUCUGCAUAGGACUGACAAUUUUUUCAUGGAUUUUUAGCUUAUUUAGCUCUUUAAUUGUGACACUGUUUUCAAUGUUUUUGGAUUUUUGUGGCCAUAAUGAAAUCAACAAUUUCUUCUGUGAUGUAGGACCAUUGCAGAGUCUGGCAUGUUCAGAUAGAUACCUGCACAUCGCCAGUACAGUGACAACCGCAGCUGCCGCCAUAGCAUCUGUUGUCCCAUUCAUGAUAACUUUUGGGCUCUAUACCAGAAUCAUUAUGACUGUUUCCAAGAUAAGGAGUUCUUCUGGUAAACAAAAAGCGUUCUCCACAUGUUCAUCUCAUCUUAUAGUAGCCAUGUUACUUUAUAUCUCAGCCUUUGUUAUCUAUCUUAGACCUUAUGACAGACAACGUGAUAAAUAUUAUUCUCUUAUUUACUUUCUCAUUAAUCCAGUGGUCAACCCUUUUAUAUAUGCCUUACGGAAUAGGGAUGUGAAAAAUGUUCUAAAAAAUAUCUUGAAUUCCAAUGCAAAAUAA
Messenger RNA from Bufo gargarizans (Asiatic toad), 930 nucleotides. RefSeq names its product olfactory receptor 1G1-like. Lineage: Eukaryota; Metazoa; Chordata; Amphibia; Anura; Bufonidae. Gene Ontology annotation, cellular component: membrane. Bases 1 to 930 code for a protein of 309 amino acids. Gene Ontology annotation, biological process: G protein-coupled receptor signaling pathway. Gene Ontology annotation, molecular function: olfactory receptor activity; G protein-coupled receptor activity. The transcript has a single exon. The record is from RefSeq and is a predicted model, not a curated record.